Paramecium octaurelia is the source of this 1462-nucleotide messenger RNA. Lineage: Eukaryota; Ciliophora; Oligohymenophorea; Peniculida; Parameciidae. The record is from the annotation of a GenBank genome assembly.
AUGUUAUAAUAUAAGAAAGAGCAAUUUGGACAACAAAUUAGAAAAUAAGGAUUAGAAAAAAUUUUGAAUUAAAGGAGGCAGAAAUUACUGUCAGAAAAUGCAGUUCAUUAGUUUUAGGAUGAGAUAAUUCUCUUAUACAGUUAAAUAGAUGUAGAAAAAAAUUUCAACAUUUAUAAAUUUCCUCUUCUGAAACCAAUAUUAGAAGGGGAUCUAACAAACUAAAUAAUUCUAUUACUAUAAUUGAUAGUGAAGAAAUGCACAGAUGCUAAAUAGACAGAAGAUUUAGAAACUCUUUUUGAAGAUUUACUUUUAGGAUCAAGAUUGUUGAGUAAGUGUGAAAAAGAGUAGAGCCUGAUUUAUUUAGAAGAAUAAUUAUAUCUGCUUGGAUAGUUGUCACAAUCUUCACUUCUUUGCCAAUCUAUACUAAUAAAACUAAAAAUUGGCCAAACUCUAAAAAAGAUAUUAGAUCUAGAGUUUGAGUCAGAUGAAUAACUUAUGUCUACUUUAAUAUUUCUUAUAACUACAUUCAUCGAACCUAAGAGUGGAAUCCACUUUUAGGAUGUCUACGAAUUUAUGUCAAUUUUAGAUUAAUUAUGUAAAAAAUUGCGAGGGAUAAAUUAUUUAGUAAUAGAAUUAGAUUUAGAAAAAAAAGAUAAAUAUACUGAGACUAAACACUCUUUAUUAAAUAGAAUUCUCUUAUUUGCUCGUCACUUUAUCGAUAAAUCUCAAUUCACUGUUAAUCUCACACUCUACCAAAACUUUUGGGUUAUACUCACUAAUCUAGCAUUUGUUAUUUAAGAAUAACCUUAAUUAAGGUUAGCUGCCUUAUAAGUGAUAUCUGAUUCAAUAAAAUUGAAUGACCAAAAAUUGAAAUUUGAUAUCAUUGAAAAAUAUCCAGACAUAUUCUGUUCAUUACUCAAUAUUGUCGAUCAUCAUUAAAAUUACAAAGCUAAUGGUAAAUUUAUAAGAACUCAAGCAUCCAUCAUUAUGAAACAGCUGUUUAGUGAAUAAUCUUAAUACAUUAUCUAGAACAUUCAUUUAAACUAGAUUCCAUUAUAAUUGAUGAUAAUAAUUGCAAGUGAAAGUAAUUCAAUUAUUUAUCUUAGAUGAUCGCCAAGUCCUUUAUCAUUAAUUAGAGUGUUUGUUUCUUUUAUGCUCAAAUAGCUCCUUUGAGCAAUGCAUUGAUCUAUACGAUAAUGGAUUGCUUACACUUCUAAUAUCUAAAUACUAAGAAAUAAAGGAGUGCCAAGAUUAUGUCUUAAGCAAAUGGUUAUUACAAUGUAAUAUAUUAAUUAAAAUGUUAGUGACCUUAGCUGUUUUGUAACACAAUUCUAGUGGUAACUCAAUUUUGAAGUUGUUGAAGCAAUAUCAAAUAACUUAAUACUUAAAAGAUAUAGCAACCAAUUGUAAAAAUGAAAAUACAUGUAGAAGAGCCAAUCAAUUACUCAAAUAUAUAAAAUGA